AAUUGAGAAUGUAAAUGCUAGAUGUUAGAAAAGAGAGAAGUUUGUUGGUUGCUAGUUGAGUAGACGAAUGUCUUUUGGCUGUUAGCCUUGCAACGACGAGAAGGAGGGUGACAUGUCCAUGAGUGUUUCUGGAACUGUUGUUAUACAAUCUCCUAGAGGAACUGAGUCAUUGUCACUGCAAAGCUCUGUUUCUAGCAGCCAGCGUGCUUCUCUGGAAGAGGCCUUAUCUAGUGGAACUGUUGUAGUACGUGGCCAAAAUGAUGGUUCUGAUUCUCCUAGAACUCCAAAAUCCAGGGUAGGUAUACUUGAGAGAAAUUCAAACGCCUCACUUGAAGACAGUGCAGCAAGCCUUGCAGAGGUUGUUGAUAUGCCUGUUGAUCCAGAACUGUUAACAUGCUUGGUGUCGAAAAAGCUUAUCUUUUGGCUGAUGAUGCAAGCAAAGGCUGCAGUGCGAGCAGGAUUGAGAAAAGGAAAUGCGAGAGAAAGGUCUGCAUUGGGUAUGAUAGAUAUUUCUGCUCAGGAAAGUCAAAGAGGAGACGAAAUGGCUAACAGCUCUGAUUCUUCUAGAGAUUCACUUGAAUAUUUUGAUCCUCAAAGAGCAUUUACAAGAUCAUGUCAAGCAAGCCACAAUGACGAAAGGGCAAAGAUAGCAUCAUCAUCUGCACCACUGUCAAUGUUGCUUAUUCCUUCUUUAAAAGAGGCCCUUGCUGAUGAUUUGGAAGGGUUAGUUGUGCGUGCAGUUACAAAUUCUCUUGUGAAUAUGGAGCAUAAAAGCCCUGGAUCUUGUGAAGCUCUUGUUCGCAAGUUGCUUGAGAGAUUGGCAAGUUCAAAAGAAUCUUCAUUGAAAGAAAUGCAAGAGAUGGCGAUUCGCAUGUUCAUUAAGGGCAAGACAACAUCCGAAGCUGGAAAUAGAAGGCAACAACAGAAGGAACUUCAUACAAGCUCCAACAUUAUCCCGCUUGCAAGAUUUCUACUUUCCAGAUGGCAAACCCAAGUUUCUAAUGAUCUCAAUCCAGCAUAAUGAGGAAGAGGUGGAAAUGAUUACAUUACAUCGUUAUUUUAUAGUGUGCUUUCUAUUUAUGCAUUUACUCCGCUUCAAUGUACAUAACAUGGUAAGAAAAUGGUGUAUUUAUCAUCCAUUAUUCAUUGUUUUUCUGUUUUGAAGUUUUGUUUUGCAUUUUGAUGUAUAAUUAAGAUUUUGCUAAUAUGCAUUACAGAUGUAAUCUUUAUAAGAAUAAUAAUAAUGAAGAAUUAUAGUU
This is a messenger RNA of Rubroshorea leprosula, 1259 nucleotides long. The record is from the annotation of a GenBank genome assembly. Lineage: Eukaryota; Viridiplantae; Streptophyta; Magnoliopsida; Malvales; Dipterocarpaceae.